CCCUUGUUAGUUCAAAGCGAACUCGGAAGUGAUCUCUGAUAUGUAUAUGUCUAUAAUCAGCAAUCUAUAGAGACUACGGAAGCAAAGUGAUUCCGCAAAACGCCCGUGCGUUCCUUUCUGGUGUCGUUCGAGAGUACGAAACUUACUGCAGUAAAAGUCAUUUGGCCAACCCUCUAGAGAUGAGCACCAAUAAAGAUGAGCUGUUUUGUAAGCCAGUUGAUGAUGGAAAAGCUGCUCUUGCCGCUGCGAUGGAAGAUGAGAAUAAGCCAGAUAAGCCGAGAUCUCAGCCAGAGAGUCGAACUUGCUCUGGUCCCCACAGUACAGUGAUGACAGACAAUACUAAGCGAUUUAAGCUAAGUAGCAUCCAGGUGCAACCCACCCAAGAAAGCCCUGGGAUGUCACAGCCAAAGGCAAGGAAGGCAUCAGGGCCUCCAGUUACCACAGAAGAGAAACGGAGAAAAGGGUUUUUUAGCAUAUCGUUUUCUAAAGGCAAAAAAGAAAAAGGCACUCCUUGUGAUAAAUUGUCAAGCACAAGCAUCAGCCACAAAUUAAUUGCCAAUGAAGAUAGUGCAUGUCACCUGCAGAGGGCUCAAGCCAAUGUCUUGAAAACAUCUCUAGUCCAUCAAGAGAAUUAUUCCAAGAAGAAAGAACAGCUGCCUGCAUCAAUCAUCCCUUGCCCAAUGGAGUUCUCUGUAGACGUUGUGGAGGACCUGUACCGGGAUGCAGAUGAAAUAGAGAGAGAGAAAGUGUUACUUGAGAGUGGGACAGUCUCUUCAGAUUUUCCAGAAAAUAAACUAAGCGUUGAACCGGAAGUAGAUAUAAUGGAUUAUUGUCAAGAAGAGUGGCGAGGGAACACAUCCCAUGCUGAAUGUAUUCGGAAGGGCUAUGAAGCUGUUUCACAUAAAUUUAUUUCAAUAAGAAGAGUGCGAGGAGAUAAUUACUGUGCUCUCCGGGCAACACUAUUUCAAGCACUUUGCCAAGCUGCUCAACUUCCUCAGUGGCUCCAGAAAGAAGACCUGAUGUCGUUACCAGAGAAGUUGAUGGUCAAAUAUGAAUGGAUCACACAGUGGCGACUCAGGCACACAUGGACAAGUAAAGUGGAAAGUCUGAUGGAUGAAAUUAAAGAUUGUUUAAUGCUACUAAAAAGAAAGUGGAAAAAUAUGAGUGACAUAAAGACCUUUGUAGAGAGGCAAGCAGCCUGUGAUGAGCUUUUCAGAAGUGAAGAAGAGGAAUACAAACUCUAUGAAGCGGUAAAGUUUCUUAUGCUGAGCACCGCCAUCAAAUUGUAUGAAGACAGUGAGAAGGGCAAAGAGGUUCCUGUGUUCUCUUGGCUUUUGUUUGCUCGAGAUACAUCCAGCAAUCCUUCCCAGCUAAUGGAAAACCACUUGAAUCAACUUGGUCACUCAGGAGGCCUUGAACAAGUUGAAAUGUUUCUCCUAGCCUAUGCUUUGCAGCAUACCAUCCAGGUUUAUCGACUGUACAAGUACAGAACAGAAGAAUUCAUCACCCUUUAUCCCAAUGAUCCAGAAGAAACCUGGCCCAUGGUAACCCUUAUAACAGAAGAUGACAGACAUUAUAAUAUUCCUGCUCGAAUGUGUGAAGAGACCAGUUUAUAGUAGUUAUGAUUUCUUUUCAGUUAUAUAAACUGAAUAAAUGAUUUAAAAGCAA
Candoia aspera is the source of this 1668-nucleotide messenger RNA. RefSeq names its product OTU deubiquitinase with linear linkage specificity (gene OTULIN). Bases 180 to 1616 code for a protein of 478 amino acids. The transcript has 9 exons. Gene Ontology annotation, cellular component: cytoplasm. Gene Ontology annotation, biological process: regulation of tumor necrosis factor-mediated signaling pathway; negative regulation of inflammatory response; innate immune response. The record is from RefSeq and is a predicted model, not a curated record. Gene Ontology annotation, molecular function: cysteine-type deubiquitinase activity. NCBI's taxonomy places the organism in Eukaryota, Metazoa, Chordata, Lepidosauria, Squamata, Candoiidae.